GCCCGCCCCUGCCGCCCCCGGCGCGGUAAGAUGGCGGCUGCGGCUCAGGCGCUGAGCGGCACCGGGCUGCUGCUGGCCGCCGCUGCCCUCGCCCUCCUGGCCGUGGCCAUCGGCACCGACUCCUGGUACGAGACGGACGCGCGGCGGCACCGUGAACGCUGCCGCGGCUUCGGCCACAAGCGCAGCGACCCGCCCGGCUCCAUGUCGGCUCCCAGCUCGCACCUGCCGCUCCGCGCCCGGCCCCCGCGGGCGCUGCUGCCCGGCCGGCCCCCGGCCCCUGCCCCGGCCGCCGCCGCGGCCGCCGCCGCCCUGGACUCGCACUGCGGCCGCCGCUUCAACUCAACCGUGUCGGGGCUCUGGAGGCGCUGCCAUCGCGCGGGCUACGAGCCGGACAGCGAGGAGCUCAUCCGGAAAGGAGUUAUUCAGCGCUGCACUGCUGUGAAGUACCACUACACCUCCAGCUCUCUGCCUCGCAAUUUACCCAUCAACAUCACCAACACCAUCCGGCAGGAUGAGUGGCAUGCACUCCAUCUGCGGAGGAUGACAGCAGGCUUCAUUGGCAUGGCAGUGUCCAUCAUCCUGUUUGGGUGGAUCAUUGGUGUGCUGGGCUGCUGCAAACAGCAGGAGCUUAUGCAGUAUGUGGCUGGGCUGCUCUUCCUAAUGGGAGGUACAUGCUGUAUCAUCUCACUCUGCACAUGCGUAGCUGGGAUCAAUUUUGAGUUAUCUCGCUAUCCUCGUUACGUCUAUGGGCUGCCAGAGGACAUCAGUCAUGGCUAUGGCUGGUCCAUGUUCUGUGCCUGGGGGGGCCUGGGCCUCACCCUGCUGGCUGGGUUCCUCUGCACAUUGGCCCCAUCCCUCAACACUUCGCGGGCAUCUGUACAAAAACCCAGACAAGAAAAUGGGGCUGUGUGACCUCGGCAGGAGUGAGGAGAGACUCUGGGAAGCGCAGCCUGGGCAGAGCUGUGGGUUAACACCAGGAAGAGGUAGAAUGUCAGCGUGUGGAGAGCAGUGCCAUAGCUGUGGAAACACCAGCCUGUGGGAUGCUGCUACAGCCUCCAGGCGCGGACACAGACAUUGCAAGUAACUCCAGGUUUGAAUUAUUGGUGAUUUGCUCAUUGAUGGUUUAAGGGGGACAGUUCUUUUAAUUUUUCUUCUGUUUACAAGGGAUUAAGUCCAAGGCUGUGUCUUUUUUUGUGCUGUUUUUUGAACUGUACCUCCAUGGUCCUGUUAUUGUCCAGUUGUAAGGGAUGUUUACGCACCAACUCUAUUGCUGCAGGUCUGUGUAAUUCAGACCCAAAUUAGGGCAAGGAGCUAUGUGAAGUUGGCUUGAACACUUUUGCAACA
This is a messenger RNA of Melopsittacus undulatus (budgerigar), 1344 nucleotides long. Its product is annotated as transmembrane protein 178B-like. The record is from RefSeq and is a predicted model, not a curated record. Gene Ontology annotation, cellular component: membrane. NCBI's taxonomy places the organism in Eukaryota, Metazoa, Chordata, Aves, Psittaciformes, Psittaculidae. The transcript has 4 exons. The coding region runs from base 31 to 912 and encodes 293 amino acids.